Messenger RNA from Girardinichthys multiradiatus, 1797 nucleotides. RefSeq names its product chemerin-like receptor 1. Gene Ontology annotation, biological process: complement receptor mediated signaling pathway; inflammatory response; positive regulation of cytosolic calcium ion concentration. The record is from RefSeq and is a predicted model, not a curated record. Gene Ontology annotation, molecular function: G protein-coupled receptor activity; complement receptor activity. Gene Ontology annotation, cellular component: plasma membrane. Lineage: Eukaryota; Metazoa; Chordata; Actinopteri; Cyprinodontiformes; Goodeidae. The transcript has 3 exons. The coding region runs from base 108 to 1190 and encodes 360 amino acids.
AGGGUAAUUUUGCCACUGACUGACCCACAUCAGGCAAAAGAGGUUUCAGAAAAGGUGAGGCGUCUUUUUCAGGAGAUAAAAAAGAUCUGCAAGGCAUCAGGACAGCCAUGGACACAACCACUUUCAUCGAUCACAUCAACACCACAGCAAAUCCCAUCUCCUCCUCAGACUACUAUGAUAAUCUGAAAUAUUCUUUACACAUCAUGUCUCUUUGUGUUUACGGCGUGGCCUGUGUCCUUGGUGUGCUCGGGAACGGGGUGGUUAUCUGGGUGACAGGCUUCAGGAUGAAGAAAACUGUUAACACAGUUUGGUUUCUCAACCUUGCUGUGGCUGACUUCCUCUUCACGGCCUUCCUUCCCCUCAGCAUCACAUACCAGGGUUUAGAUUUCCACUGGGUGUUUGGGAAGUUCAUGUGCAAGCUGAACAGCACAGUGAGCUUUCUAAACUUGUUUGCCAGCGUCUACACCCUGGUGGUGAUCAGCGUGGACAGGUUUGUGUCCGUAGUGUGGCCCAUCUGGGCUCAGAUUCAUAGGAAUGUGAAGAAGGCUUCCUGUGUGAGUCUGUGUGUUUGGGUGUUCUCUUUAUCGCUCAGCCUGCCCCACUUUGUCUUUAGAGAUACUGAAGACAUGGAUAACAGCAUCAUCUGCUACAAUAAUUAUGCUCUCUCUAAUAAUAACACCAAUCCAUCUGUGAUACAAUUAGAAUAUUUUCGCCAUCGAGCUAUGACCAUCACCCGUGUUCUCCUGGGCUUCAUCAUCCCCUACAGUAUAAUCGUUUUUUGUUACGCCAUGAUAUUCCACCGCAUAAGGAGCAGCCCCACACUGGCCAAACAAUCAAGCCGUCCUUUUAAGAUAAUUGCCGCCAUCAUCAUCACGUUUUUCCUGUGCUGGGCUCCGUUUCACCUCAUGACUAUAAUUGAGUUAAAAAGAUUUGAUCCAACCAACAAAAGCAAAACACUGUUUUAUGUCAUCACCAUCGGGCUCCCACUCUCCACAAGCCUGGCCUUUGUUAACAGCUGCCUGAACCCAAUACUGUACGUAUUCAUGGGCCAGGACUUCAGAGAUAAAUUCAGCAAAUCCAUCCUGAAGGUGUUGGAGUCCGCAUUCCACGACGAUGAGGCCAGCACCACUUACAUGAAGAGUCUCAGCACCAGCAAGACCAAGACGUCUGACCACAGCACUGCAGUGUAGUAGCAGUAAGGACUUUUCUAAAUAGCUAACCUGCACAGAGUAGCCAAUAUAAUUUUUUAUUUCUGGAUCUUCAGUUGAAUGUAUCAUAUAUGUGUUCCUGACCAUUGUGUAACAGCUUUAAAAAAUAACUUAGGUGGAGGUUGUCUUGUUGUUGGUAGUACAUUUAGGCUGCACUUUGAUAAAACAAAUGAAGAAUUAAAAACAAUUAUGCCCUCAUUACCUGAAUAUUUUUAUGAAUAUAUUCAUUGUAUUUCAGUUGGUGAUCUCACUUCUUUGCAUAUAUGUUGUUAAAUGCCAAGAAUCCCUCAUUCCAUUUUUUGUUAUUUUGUACAGUAUUGUACAAGGCUAUAUAACCUUCAGCUUGUCCAAAAUUGAGCCGCCCCUCGCACCUCCCAAACCGGACUUUUUUAAAAGCAAAUUGAAGAUGCAUUUGUCCAGAAAGGCUUUUAAUGUUCAUUAGCACAUACCUUUAAAACUAAAGUAUUUUUUUUCUGUUAUCUUUUUAUGUGUUUUUAUGAUUUUAUUGUUAUGCAAUCUGGUCUCCUUAUUAGGAUUUUUAAAAGCGCUUUAUACAUAGUACAAUAAAUAAAAUGAAAUGAAAAUUUGA